This is a messenger RNA of Aethina tumida (small hive beetle), 568 nucleotides long. RefSeq names its product general odorant-binding protein 83a-like. Gene Ontology annotation, biological process: sensory perception of smell. The record is from RefSeq and is a predicted model, not a curated record. The transcript has 7 exons. Gene Ontology annotation, molecular function: odorant binding. NCBI's taxonomy places the organism in Eukaryota, Metazoa, Arthropoda, Insecta, Coleoptera, Nitidulidae. The coding region runs from base 63 to 491 and encodes 142 amino acids.
UAAAUAUAAAAGUAAAGUGUUGCACAGUAUCAUUUGUGUGAAGUGAUCAUCAGAAUUCAAAAAUGACCAUGUUCAACAAAUUUUAUUUCUUGUGCGUUUGUGUUAUUGGUGCGUUAGCCAAAAUAGAUUAUAAGACAUUUCCUGAAAGUACUCAGGAUUUGAUGAAAACCCUACAUGACACUUGUUUAAAAGAGGUUGGAGUUAGUGAAGAACUUAUUGCUAAAGCCAUCGAUGGUGAUUUAGUCGAGGAUGACAAACUAAAAUGCUAUUCCAAAUGUCUAAUGGUUGAAGCGGGUGUGAUGGAUGAGAAAACAGGAGAUAUCAGUGUUGCUAUUAUUGAAGAAAUACUUCCGGAAAACUUAAGGGAAUCAUAUAAAGAAAAUUUACAAAGAUGUGCAGAAAAAUCUGAUAAUGAUGAUCUGUGCGAGAAAGCCUUCGACAUGUUUAAAUGUAACCACGAUUUGAAUCCAGAGAAUUUUAUUUUUAUGUGAGGAACUAACAUACUUAUUAAUCACCUAAUGUCCAAAUGUUGUUAUUGUUAUUUUAAUUAAUAAAUGUGCAUUAUUUA